Aureobasidium melanogenum CBS 110374 is the source of this 1794-nucleotide messenger RNA. RefSeq names its product 5-aminolevulinate synthase-like protein. Gene Ontology annotation, cellular component: mitochondrion. Lineage: Eukaryota; Fungi; Ascomycota; Dothideomycetes; Dothideales; Saccotheciaceae. The transcript is spliced from 2 exons. The record is from RefSeq and is a predicted model, not a curated record. Bases 1 to 1794 code for a protein of 597 amino acids. Gene Ontology annotation, biological process: heme biosynthetic process. Gene Ontology annotation, molecular function: pyridoxal phosphate binding; 5-aminolevulinate synthase activity.
AUGGAGGCUCUUCUCCGUCAAUCGCGCGGCAUGUGCCCAUUCUUGCACAAGACCUCGCCCGCCACGCUUCGUUCGCUCAGCACCAGCACCAAUGCUGUCCAGGCCAACAUGUCCAACCUGCAGGUCACUGCCGGCCAAUGCCCCGUCAUGGGCAAGGCAAUGGCUGUUCAGAGCACUCGCCUCAACACCCUGCUCUCCGGCGCCUUUGGUGGCUCCAGAGCCUACAGCACUCGCACUACCCGUGCCCCUCGUGCCUACCUGCACACUACCCGUGCUGAGAAGGCCCAGGCUGCACAGAAGCAGUCUUCCAAGGAGAUGCACGGCGCUCCUCCAGCCCCUCCGAGCACCAAUCGCUUUGACUACGACGCUUUCUACCAGACCGAGUUGGACAAGAAGCACAAGGACAAGUCGUACCGCUACUUCAACAACAUCAACCGCCUGGCCAAGGAAUUCCCUCGCGCCCACAAGGACACUCCCGAGGACAAGGUCACUGUUUGGUGCUCCAACGACUACCUCGGCAUGGGAAGAAACCCUCAGGUCUUGAAGAAGAUGCACGAGACGCUUGACAUGUAUGGUGCUGGUGCCGGUGGUACUCGCAACAUUUCUGGUCACAACCAGCACGCCAUGGGUCUUGAGGCAACCAUCGCCAAGCUUCACGCAAAGGAGGCUGCUCUCGUUUUCUCUUCUUGCUACGUUGCAAACGAUGCUACUUUGGCCACUCUGGGCUCAAAGUUCCCUGACUGUGUUAUUUUGUCUGACAGCAGCAACCACGCUUCUAUGAUUCAGGGUAUCCGUCACUCGGGCGCCAAGAAGAUGGUUUUCAAGCACAACGACAUGGUUGAUCUCGAGCAGAAGCUGGCCUCGCUCCCUGCUGAGACCCCCAAGAUCAUUGCUUUUGAGAGUGUUUACAGCAUGUGUGGUUCCAUUGGACCUAUCGAGCAGAUUUGCGACCUUGCCGACAAGUACGGUGCUAUUACUUUCCUCGAUGAAGUCCAUGCUGUCGGCAUGUACGGCCCGAACGGUGCUGGUGUUGCUGAGCACCUCGACUACGACGCUUACGUGAACGGUGGCCAGCCUAAGGGCACCAUUCAGGACCGUGUUGACAUCAUCACUGGUACCCUUGGAAAGGCUUACGGUUGUGUUGGUGGCUACAUUGCUGGUUCCAGCAAGCUCGUUGACACUAUCCGCUCUCUGGCUCCUGGUUUCAUCUUCACCACCUCGCUUCCCCCAGCCACUAUGUCCGGUGCCCAGGCUGCCAUCGAGUACCAGAUGGCAUACAAGGGUGACCGCCGCCUUCAGCAGCUGCACACUCGUGCUGCAAAGGAUGCUCUUGCUGCCAAGGAUAUCCCAGUCAUUCCUAACCCCAGUCACAUCAUUCCUGUUUUGGUUGGUGAUGCCGAGGUUGCUAAGAAGGCAUCUGACCUGCUCCUUGAGGACCACGGCAUCUACGUCCAGGCCAUCAACUACCCCACCGUCCCCGUCGGCCAGGAGCGUCUUCGUAUCACUCCUACCCCCGGUCACGUUCGCGAGUACCGCGACCACCUGGUUGAGAGUCUCGACAAGGUCUGGAACCAGCUCGGUAUCAAGCGUACCUCCGACUGGGCUGCCCAGGGAGGUUUCCUCGGUGUCGGUCAGGAGACUACCGGCAACGAGCCCCUCUGGACUGACGAGCAGCUUGGUCUUUCCGAGGUUAAUGCCGAGUUGAACCAGGUCGGAAAGGAUGCCGUCAAUGUCCUUGAGAGCGUUCUUGAGGCUGAGAGAAAGGAGGUUGCUCAGGCUGUUGCCUCCGCUUAA